Molecule: messenger RNA, 552 nt
Organism: Engraulis encrasicolus (European anchovy)
Lineage: Eukaryota; Metazoa; Chordata; Actinopteri; Clupeiformes; Engraulidae
Product: integumentary mucin C.1-like
Exons: 1
Cellular component (GO): membrane
Source: RefSeq, a predicted model, not a curated record
ACUACAACCACUCCAACCACCACUACUACCACCCCAACCACCACUACCACCACUACUACCACCCCAACCACCACCACAACCACUACAACCACCACUACAACCACCCCAACCACCACUACAACCACUCCAACCACCACCUCAACCACUCCAACAACCACUACUACCACUCAUACAACCACCUCGACAACCACUCCAACCACCACUACUACCACCCCAACCACCACUACAACCACUACAACCACCACUACAACCACUCCAACCACCACUACUACCACCCCAACCACUCCAACCACCACUACUACCACCACUACAACCACCCCAACCACCACUCCAACCACCACUACAACCACUCCAACCACCACUACAACCACUCCAACCACCACUACUACCACCACUACAACCACCACUACAACCACCCCAACCACCACUACAACCAAUCCAACCACCACUACAACCCUAACUACUACUACCACUACUACCACUACAACCACCACUACAACCACCCCAACCACCACUACAACCACUCCAACCACCACUACUACAACCCCAACA